Molecule: messenger RNA, 4038 nt
Organism: Scatophagus argus
Lineage: Eukaryota; Metazoa; Chordata; Actinopteri; Scatophagidae
Gene: hps5
Product: HPS5 biogenesis of lysosomal organelles complex 2 subunit 2
Exons: 23
Coding region: 261-3629 (1122 amino acids)
Biological process (GO): developmental pigmentation
Cellular component (GO): cytoplasm
Molecular function (GO): protein binding
Source: RefSeq, a predicted model, not a curated record
UCAUAAGAUCUUCAGGGUCGCAUUAGUUUUGACAGAGACGUUAGCAUCAGUGUCAGCAGGCGGGUCUCGUGAUGCAGACUGCCAUGAUCGGCUGAUCGAACCGCCCCGCUGUUCCCAGCUCAGCUUAAUCGAUACGCUCCUCAACGAAAACUAAUACCAAAAACGAGAGGCCAAGUUGUCCAUUUGACUGAGCUGCAGUAGUGAACGGAUGUUAACCUGGAACCGCUGAGCACGGAAUAUCAGGAGGAUCACCAGUGAAGAUGCCUCCGAUACCAGUUGUGCCAGAGAAGCACAGUCACGUACUGGCAGAGUUUGACUGCCUUGAUCCACUUCUGUCUGCUCUCCGAUUAGACUCCGGCAGGCUCAAGUGCACAUGUUUGGCAGUGUCGAGGAAGUGGCUCGCUUUAGGGACAUCAGCAGGGGGGUUGCACCUGAUUCAGAGGGAGGGUUGGAAACAAAGGCUCAUCCUCACUCACAAGGAAGGAUCUAUCACUCAGGUGGCAUGUUGCCCUCAUGAUGAGGACUUUAUUGCUGUUGCAACAAGUCAGGGUCUGGUGGUGGUGUGGGAGCUGCAGCUGGAGCGGCGGGGUCGUCCGGAGAGAGUCAGUAUGUCCUGGGAUCACCGAGGUCAGGCCAUCACUGCACUCUGCUGGGAUACCAGUGUGCUCAGGGUUUUUGCCGGGGACUCGGGAGGCAAAGUCACCUUUCUCCGUGCAGGAUCCUCCAAGCUGGGCAAGGGGUCAGCAUUCGUUAUCUUCCCUGUUCAGACUGUCACCACUGUGGACUCCAGAGUGGUUCAGCUCGGGUACCAAGAUGGCCACCUGAUGGUGUCCUCCCUGAGCCGCUGCUACCUCUGUGACACAGAGAGGGAGAAAUUCUGGCGUGUUGGAAAUAAGGAGCGUGAUGGGGAGUAUGGAGCUUGUUUUUUCCCUCAGAACAGGGGAUUAUUAGUUGGUCAGCCCCCUCUGCUGUACUGUGCCCGACCAGGGUCCCGAAUAUGGGAAGCCAAUUUUAAUGGUGACGUUUUGAGCACCCAUCAGUUCAAACAGGUGCUGGCCUGUGCUCCUCUGCCUCUCAUCACUUACAGAAAUGAGCCACAUUACAACCCAGAGCAGAAGAGCUCCCAGUCGAUUGCCUUCCCUAAACUGCUUUAUUUUGGAGACCAAAACUUGCUGACCUGGACUGAUUCAGCGAUUUAUAUCUUCACACCUCAGAAUGGACAAGUGCUUCUGUGGACUGAAGUCAAAGACUUGGUUGAUAUUGCAGUCUACCGCAACGAGCUCUUCUGUCUCCAUGGCAGUGGACGUCUGUCUCACUUUUCCCUGUUAUCUGCUGAGCGCUGUGUCGAGCGUCUGUUACGGCGGGAGUCCUGGUCUUUAGCUGCCAUAGUCUGCUGCAUGUUCCAGCAUACAAUCAUCACCAGCAGGGCCAGGAAAUCCAUUCCCAUCGACCGCCUUGAACAUCUCAGGUCCCAGCUCAGCUCCAGCACACAUCUGGAGCUGUCUGGCCAGCUGGAGGAAGUCAUCACUAAACUAGAGCCUCUGGACUCUGCAUCCAGCAGCCGGAGAAGUAGCAUCUCCUCACAUGAGAGCUUCAACAUCCUGGACUGUGGAAUCUAUCGUGUGAUCAGCCGCAGGGGGAGUCAGUCAGAUGAGGAGACGAGCUCCCUCAUCAAUCAGUCCAUGUCGGAGGAGGAGCGACUCAAAGAGUUCAGUUUUGUGCAGGAGGAAGAUCAGGUGGAUCACGAUCCACAGAGCAGUGAGCGUAUGGAGGCUGAGCGAUCUGAGCAAGGCCUGCAGUUCCACCUCCCCCUCUCAUUCCGCCCCAAACCCCCCCGCAUCGCACUGCAGGCCGUCAGAGACAGUGUUUCUAGUUUUGUUAAGAAGACAACGGAGAAGAUAAACACCCUCCAGAUGAACUCUGAGCUCCGGCAACGACCUGAAUUCAGAGACGGUGGACAGGCUGAGACUACAGCUCCAUACACAGAGGAAAUGGACACUGAGGUUUAUGAUGAAAUGCCUGACGCAGAGGCCGACAUGCGGGAACUUCGAUCAGCAACAGAGCGAGCUGUCUCCCAGAUCCAAGAUCCUCUGGUGCUACUGGAUCCGGUCAGCCUGAGAGAAACCUUGCUGGAGUGGCUGCCGGUGCUGGAGCGAAUACUUGGACCUGAAGAGCCCGGGUCAACUGCUGCGGGUGAUUCAAACGUGGUUGGACCGGGAGAGGAGGACAGGGGCGGGGAUUAUCUAAACUCCUGCUCAGAGCAACAAGAUGAGUCUUCCUGCUCAUCAGGAGAAAUGGCAGAGAGAAUUACAGAGGAGAGGAAAGAAGAAGAAGAAAAAUCUCUUGAGCUUGGAGAAAAAGAGGACCAGUGUGACUUUGUCGAGAAGGAGCCUGAGGUUUCAAAUGGGAGCCCUCCAGAGCCUAUUCGCGUGGCGUCUCCCAAAUCCAUACCGUCUGAUCUCGUGGCUGAUCUCACCCAGCUGGCAGCGCUAUACACAGAGCUGAGCUGCUUCAGAAAGCAGGAAAAUGAGCAAGUGUUGGGGUGCACAGCUUUCCUACGGCGCUACUUCUUUCUGCAGGACGAAGAGCGUGUAAGGAGAAUGUGUCUGCUGUGUCAUCAGGAGCAGCCAGAGGUGCAGAGCUCCUUCAUGGAGGCCAUGCUAGAGCUCACUCAGUCCAGUAAAGCCGUGGAGGUUAUUCAGAGAGGUGAUUUGCUGAGAUCACUGCGCAGUCUGAGAGAACUGCAGCCCUGGAGCGCACCUCCUCUCCUGGCUCAUUUACACAGGCUUUACGAGAAGCAUGGGGAGGCGGCUGUACGAUCGUUUUCUCAGUUCUAUCCUACGAUAACUCCCUCUGACGUAAUGGCCAUGGCCCAGCAAAGCCACUUCCUGGCAUACCUGGAUAAUCUGGUCCAAUCACAGACUGAGGAGCACAGGUUGUCAUUUUUGCAGUCCCUUCUUGAGCCGGAAUCACUGAGACAGGAGUGGCUCGAGCUGGCACUUACGCAUGAUGCUCCUCAACACUGUGACACCCUGACUCCUGAUGGACAGCCCAGGUGGCAUUCACACUGUUUCAGUUGGGGUUAUGGGCGCCUCCUGUCUCUCCUGAUUCGUCUUCCGGCAGACCUGUCCUCCAAGCAGAAGAUGGCAGAGACUUGCCGUGUUCACGGGUACUGGACGGGCUACCUGUACCUCUGCUGUGAGCUGCAGCAACGCACUGAAGCUCUCUCCACCAUCUGUCAGCUGGAUGACAUCAGCCUGCUGGAGGAACCUGAGGGUGUUGAGCCCCAGACCUUGGAGGAGUGGAAGCUCUUGAUCCAGUUAUCUCAGCAGCGCAGCACUGUGGGAGACUCGGAGCAUGUCACCGGUGUGAAUGGGAGCAGCUGGUCCAACGAAUCAGAAGACUGCGGUGGGAAGAUCACCCCAGAUAGCCUGACCCUGAUGCUGGCUCGGACAGUCGGGCCCGACCGCGCCAUGGCCAUCCUGGAGGAGUGUGGAGUGCAGCUGGUCCUCUCGCAGCACUCCACACUGGUCUGUGAGCUGCUGAGAGUGGCUGAGAAGAGGCAGAGAGCGAUGAUCCAGACGAUGCUGGAGCGCUGCGAUCGCUUCCUGUGGUCUCAGCAUGCCUGAUUGAACAUCACAGCUGUGUGGACAACAGCUUCUCUACAAGAUCACUAACACUGUAUGUAAAUCUAACCACUAACUGCUGUUGAAACUGUGACUUAAUUUAUGCAUUGUAAUGUUUGUCAAAACUUUCCACUUUAAGUGAAGGUACCUCUGAAUAUAGUAUAAUGAUAGUGAAAAUAAUAUUGUCUUUUAACCUCACAUUUUUUGCAUGGAUCCUUCCAUUAUUAUCGCCAAUUUUAUUAAUACUCAGAAAAGCCUACAGGAGUAUCAUUACUUUAUUGUUUUUUUAAUGAUUAAAGUUAAGUGGGGUUUUUUGCAUGUAUAUGUAGGUUAUCAUAUGGCAUAUGGCAAAAAAAGAAGUGUUCUAACCAGGUAAUAUUAUGUUAAUAAAAACUGUCUGUAUGAAACCUCC